AUGGUCUCGCAUCCCGACUCCGCUUCCUCUCUCACCUUGCGAGGCCCUUCCUCGGUCGUUUCGCGUCCUUCCCUUUCGCGCACGAAGCGAUACAACAGGUCCCACGUCGGCGGCGCCACCCACGUAUCCCAGAAUGAAUUCCCCAUCUUUAGCAACUCGGGCGAUGUCGAGAUCAUAGUCAAGGCUGGCAGCCACCACAACCGCUACCUGCUGCAUCGUCACACUCUCACCCGAUCAUCCGGUUUCUUCGAGGCCAGCACAAGUCACGAGUGGUCCAAGCCAGUCACUGAUGGCGCCUCUGGCGAUGUCGCCCGCAUCGGCGACGGCUCAUCUGUCGAUUCGUCAUCGAACGCCCCAGCCUCGAGCCGAGCCCUGACGACGUCGGUCAACCCAAGGAAACGAUGGCGCUAUGAAUUGGAUCCAGGAACAGGGGAUGGGGAUAUUCCAAUGCUGGUACAAAAGGACGAGGACUACCCCAAGGGCUCCUCGGGCAGCCAAACCACGUCGUUGUUCGGUCCCGGCGGCGCUGGCGGCACCAGCAAUCAGCCCAUGCCUUUCGCGCGAAGCAAGACAUCUAGUCACUCGCACUCUUCAUCCGCCCACUCAAGCCACAACUUUUUCCGUUCCGUGGCCAACCUGAGUCUCGUGCCGAGCUCGACGACGACGACGGCCCAGCCUCUCUCACAGGCCGACCAGGAUUUGCUACGGGAUUAUGAUAACCUCUUCCGCAUAUUUUACAACUAUCCACCGGUCCUGGAUGGGGUGAAUAUUGCCGACGCUUACGUGCAAUGCAAGUCACUCAUCACCCUGGCGGACCUGUACGACGCGCUUGCCGUGGUCGGCCCUAGGGUUGACCAUCACUUGCUUCAAUUCCAGUCACGACUAUGGAAACAGAUUGCCAAGUAUCCAAUAUCUUACCUUCGCCUCGGCUACCUUGCGCGCAGUAGGGUUAUUUUCCAGGAGGCCCUCAUCCACGUCGUUGGGCAAUGGCCGUCAGGGGAACGCAGUCUGCGUGCUGCUCUUCCCGACAUAGUCCUUGACAUCAUUGAGGACAAAGUUGACGAGCUCGAGGAGACCGUCAGCCGGGUCGAGGGCCGUCUCUUUCGGCUGAACCUAAUAACAGCCCGGGGUGAGCGUGUCACACCUAGUACAUCCUAUCUGGACUGGCUUGCAGUCAGUUUGUUUCGACAGUGGCUGGCAGAUAACACCAGCCCUCCACCUCCCGACAGACGGAUGCAAGCCUCUCGCGACAGCCGCAACGGCAAUCCACAACAACUGGCCCUCCCCACUGUUGUGCCGCCUUUGGCAACGGUCGGCCGCACAUACCGCACUCUUGGCGCUUCCUCGUCGGUCUACCUUGGCCACGACGAGUGCAAACGGUUCCUGAAAUUGACACCCGAGCUGUAUAGCCGCGAUAAUCUACGCCGCUUCGAAAAGCGCAUAGAUGAGCUCAAGUCGAUGGCCCGCGAUAUUGUGCGGCCGCUGAUGGGAAGUGGGCUCGAGCUAGACACCAGUAGUGGGAGAACGGCCGAUUCCAUCGGCUACCUUACAUGCGUAACGGUGGGGGAUCGUGAUCUUCCCUGGCAUGUUGACCUUUAA
Colletotrichum higginsianum IMI 349063 is the source of this 1599-nucleotide messenger RNA. RefSeq lists its product as uncharacterized. The record is from RefSeq and is a predicted model, not a curated record. The coding region runs from base 1 to 1599 and encodes 532 amino acids. The transcript has a single exon. NCBI's taxonomy places the organism in Eukaryota, Fungi, Ascomycota, Sordariomycetes, Glomerellales, Glomerellaceae.